GUCCGGGCGCGGGGCGGAGCGCGCUGCAGGCUGGUGCCCUGCUGCUCCCCAGUGGCCGGGACGGGGUCUCGGCUGGGCGGGGCUCCCCGGUGACUUUCCCUCCCGGCCCCACAGGUUCUGGUUCCGCCCCAAGAGACGCCCCCCCCAACCGCGCCAUGGCCACCCGCUGGGGCGUCUGCUCCGCCGGCAAAAUCAGCCACGAUUUCCUGGUGGCGCUGGGGACCCUCCCGGCCACCGAGCAUCAGGCUGUGGCCAUCGCUGCGCGUGAUCUCGCCCGGGCUCAGGAAUAUGCCCAGAAACACGGGAUCCCCCGAGCGUACGGGAGCUACGAGGAGCUGGCGCAGGACCCCGACGUGGACGUGGUCUACGUGGGGGUCAUAAACCCUGAGCACCUGCCUGUGGGGCGGCUCUUCCUGGGGGCCGGGAAGCACGUGCUGCUGGAGAAGCCCCUGGGGAUGAACACGGCGGAGGUGAGGCAGCUGGCGCAGCUGGCCCAGAGCCAGGGGGUCUUCCUGAUGGAGGCGUACUGGACCCGAUUCUUCCCAGCCUCAGAGCGGCUCCAUUCCCUGCUCUCCCAGGGAGCAGUGGGGGAGCCGAAGGUGGUGAGGGUCGAGUUCGGGCUUCCCCUCUUGGGCUGCCCCCGGCUGGUGCAGAAGGAGCUGGGGGGCGGCGCCCUGCUGGACAUCGGCUGCUACUGCGUCCAGUUCGCCACCAUGGUCUUCGGGGAGGAGAGACCGGAGUCCAUCCUUGCCUCGGGCUUCCUUCACCCCACCGGCGUCGAUGAGAUGUUGUCCGUCAUCCUGAACUACCCGGGGAAGCGCCAGGCCGUGAUCACCUGCUCCAUGGUGACCUUGCUGCCCAACCAGGCUGCCAUCAGCGGCACCAAGGGCAUCAUCCAGCUCCCGUCCCAGAUGUGGAGCCCGACUGAGCUGGUGGUGAAUGGGCAGCACGAGGAGUUCCCCCUGCCCGCCCCCUCCCAGCCCCUCAACUUCACCAGAAGCACCGGGCUUCGCUACGAGGCCCAGCACGUGCGCCAGUGUCUGCUGAAAGGCCUGAGGGAAAGCCCCAUCGUGAGCCUGGCUCACUCCGAGCUGGUGGCCUCCAUCAUGGACGAGGUGCGGCGGCAGGUGGGGGUGACGUAUACCCAGGAUCGGGCCUGACCCCCGCUGCCCAGGAAUGGGAGUUGCUGCCGGGACGCCCGGUGUUUUGGAUGCGAUUUCAGUUUGGGUUGGUACAAGCAGCAGCAGUGCGGAGGUAGCAGGCGCAGGCUGCCCGGCGGUGUUUGACAUGGUGCCGGGCGACGUGAACACUAGAAAACCCGAGAACACUAGAAAAUUAACGCGUGAAAUGGAUUAAAAACUGGCUACCGGAGA
Messenger RNA from Caretta caretta (loggerhead turtle), 1373 nucleotides. Its product is annotated as trans-1,2-dihydrobenzene-1,2-diol dehydrogenase. Gene Ontology annotation, molecular function: D-xylose 1-dehydrogenase (NADP+) activity; nucleotide binding. The record is from RefSeq and is a predicted model, not a curated record. NCBI's taxonomy places the organism in Eukaryota, Metazoa, Chordata, Testudines, Cheloniidae. Gene Ontology annotation, biological process: D-xylose catabolic process.